Molecule: messenger RNA, 1338 nt
Organism: Ictalurus furcatus (blue catfish)
Lineage: Eukaryota; Metazoa; Chordata; Actinopteri; Siluriformes; Ictaluridae
Product: SUN domain-containing ossification factor-like
Exons: 6
Coding region: 1-1338 (445 amino acids)
Biological process (GO): regulation of bone remodeling; protein folding in endoplasmic reticulum
Cellular component (GO): membrane; cytoplasm
Source: RefSeq, a predicted model, not a curated record
AUGGAGAGUUUGGAAUCAGAUCAGCAGGCAUUGAAAAAACUCCCCGAGACCCCCUCAGUGACGCAAGGUAGAGACGCAGGUCCGACGGCUCCUUUACCCACCGCCUCACUCUCAGAGACUGCAACACCGUCAGCUCCAGAGUCUGUUGGGACCACAACAAACAAAGAAGAUCAAAUCGUUACUUUGCUGCCUGAGGAUGAGGUGGAUGAGCCAGACAAGUCCUCCAGCUCUAUACCACAGGACACAGAGAAGGAGCGGGUGAAGGCUCCACAGGAGCAGCAGUACUCAGGAGUGAAGGAGAAUCUGCUCGAUGAAGCUUCCCUUGGAGGCCACAGUGUCAACAUUCAAUCCGAAACCUCUACUAAUGGCCAAUCGGUGCAACCAUCGUCCUCUGACUACUACGCCGAAAUCCCCAGCUCCACCGAUGCACCUAUCCAUGGCUCCAGCCAGAAGGAGUCAGUCUUCAUGAGGCUAAACAACCGGAUCAAAGCCCUGGAGGUGAACAUGUCACUCAGUGGCCGUUACCUGGAACAGCUCAGUCAGAGAUAUCGAAAGCAGAUGGAUGAGAUGCAGAAGGCUUUCAACAAAACCAUCAUUAAACUCCAGAACACGUCAAGGAUGGCUGAAGAACAGGAUCAGAAACAGACCGAGUCUAUACAGGUGCUGCAGAGGCAGCUGGAGAACGUGACUCAGCUCGUCCUUAACCUGUCACUGCAAGUGAGCCAGCUACAGAGAGAGGUCUCUGACAGGCACAGCUACCUGCUGCUGUGUGUGGUCCUCGGCUUGCUCAUCUGCAUCGUCAUCUGUGUUAAUUACUGUCGUAUGUCGGCAGAGAAUCUGUCGACAGAACCUGACACGUACGUACCAAACUCCUACAGCUACUGCUGCCCUGACAGAAAGCCAGAGACGAUAACUCCCACGCUACUCUCCACCCUUUCAGUCCCCAAUGGAGGAUUGUGGUGUAAUGACCACCGUCCUCACAAUCUGGACUUAAAGCUGCCUCCUCGUAGCUUCGUCCCUCCUCCCUUCUCCUCCAGAGACUCCUCGUCAGAGGGAAGCUCCGAAGACUCCUCCCAGUCAGACGAGCCUUCAUUCUGCGGUAUCGCCUCCUGCAGCCGCCUCUGUGAUCCUCUGCCUGCUGCAAAGAGCUGCUCCAAAAAGAGGAACCGCUUGAAAAAGAGGAGCACUGUACUCAAGCAGCUUCUUCAGCCUGUGCAGUGUAACGGCCCACCGGUCACGGCUAAGUUCACCCUGCAUGGCUUAAUCACAGGCUCCACAGAGCUGAACACGAACAGGCCAGGAGUCCCAUUGCUUCCUAAAAAGAACAGUUAUAACUGA